AUGGGAUCGCAGAUCCUGCUCGCUGUGUGCGUUUUAGGAAUCUACGCAACCUUUUUGACGUGGUCGCUUGUAUAUGAGCCGUUGACUACGAAGGUGUGGCCCAACUCUGCAGAAAAAUUCCACGUUCCAUGUGUUGUGUCGUUGGUACAGGCAUCUGUCGCUGCUUUCACAGGCUACGCGUACUUACGGCGUGAAAAAACUGGUUACAGGACCAAGGAGUUCAUGAAGGACAAUUAUAAAGACCUCCUCCUCAUCUCCUUCACGCAAAGCACAUCAAGUCCGUUAGCGACAUACUCGCUGCAAUACGUCGACUUUCUGACAUACAUGCUGGCAAAAAGCUGCAAACUAAUUCCUAUAUUGGCAGUCCACUUGCUUUUAUACCACACCAAAAUCACUAACAACAAAAAGGCUGUAGCGAUUGCUGUCACUUUCGGGGUAACGCUCUUCAAUCUUGGAUCUGCUAAGCGUAGCUCUAGCACGCGAGGCCAAAAUGUUAGCUAUGUCAACGGAUUUGCGCCGCUAGUGCUGAGCCUUCUUUUGGAUGGGUUCACAAAUGCAACACAAGACACGCUGCUCAAGCGCAACAGAACUAGUAACAAGAAACCCAUAACGGGAGGCCACUUGAUGCUCGGCCUCAAUAUGUGCAUAGUCUUCUGGAAUUUUUUUUAUUUGUUGCUGAUAGAUCCAGAGCAAGCACUCAAGGCUAAGAAUAUGAUUACCGAGGACCCUGAGAUCGCUUAUUAUCUCUUGACUUAUGCUGCUUGCGGCGCCCUUGGUCAAAUCUGCAUUUUUUACACUUUGCAAGAGUACGGAUCGCUCGUGCUCGUGAUGGUGACCGUGACGAGAAAAAUGUUUUCCAUGAUUCUGAGUAUCCUGGUGUAUGGCCACCAUGUUACACGGAUGCAAUGGCUGGGCAUUUCCAUAGUAUUCGGCGGGAUCACGGCCGAGGCCUUACUUAAGCGCAGAGGCGCCAGCAAAUUAAAGACUCAAUGA
Molecule: messenger RNA, 993 nt
Organism: Lachancea thermotolerans CBS 6340
Lineage: Eukaryota; Fungi; Ascomycota; Saccharomycetes; Saccharomycetales; Saccharomycetaceae
Gene: HUT1
Product: UDP-galactose transporter HUT1
Exons: 1
Coding region: 1-993 (330 amino acids)
Biological process (GO): UDP-galactose transmembrane transport
Cellular component (GO): endoplasmic reticulum membrane; Golgi membrane
Molecular function (GO): UDP-galactose transmembrane transporter activity; UDP-glucose transmembrane transporter activity
Source: RefSeq, a predicted model, not a curated record